Messenger RNA from Salvelinus fontinalis (brook trout), 1126 nucleotides. Its product is annotated as cilia- and flagella-associated protein 251-like. NCBI's taxonomy places the organism in Eukaryota, Metazoa, Chordata, Actinopteri, Salmoniformes, Salmonidae. The transcript is spliced from 3 exons. The annotation marks the transcript as partial. The record is from RefSeq and is a predicted model, not a curated record.
CGUAUAAUUUACUGGACGGGUCGCUUCUUCUGGAACAACAACGCGGCUACUCUUUCAACCGCCUCGGUAGCUUGCUAGCCAACAUAAAACUGAAAGAUUGACGCUUUAGACCACGUUUAUGUACAUUAGCUAAUCUCACUGUUGUAAACACAAUUCUGUAGACGUAUUAACUGGUUAACUUUAACCUAAUUUGCUUGUUCAAUUUGCAAACUUGUUAAAGAUUGAUGCUGAGCCUAGCACUAGGCUAGUCGCUAAUGCUAACUAGCUAGCUAACAUCCCCGACCAUGAGUUCACUAAACUACUCCUCCCCUGCUAAAGAAGAGGAGGUCUGCUGGACGGAGAAAGAAGCUCUGGCGCUGAACAUUGUCGUGAAAGAAGAAGAGGAGGGUAUUACAGUGAAAGGAGAGAAAGAACCUUUCAGAAUGAAAAAGGAGGAAGAAGAGGCUGUUAUAGUGAAGGAAGAAGAGGCUGUUAUAGUGAAGGAAGAAGAGGCUGUUAUAGUGAAGGAAGAAGAGGCUGUUAUAGUGAAGGAAGAAAAGGCUUUUAUAGUGAAGGAAGAAGAGGCUGUUAUAGUGAAGGAAGAAGAGGCUGUUAUAGUGAAGGAAGAAGAGGCUGUUAUAGUGAAGGAAGAAAAGGCUGUUAUAGUGAAGGAAGAAGAGGCUGUUAUAGUGAAGGAAGAAGAGAAAGAACCUUUCAGAAUGAAAAAGGAGGAAGAGGAGGCUGUUAUAGUGAUAGAAGAGAAAGCACCUUUUAGAGAGGAAGAAGAGGCUAUCUCAAUAAAGGUGAAGGAAGAAGACGUUUUGGGAGUGAAAGAGGAGGAGACAGAAGAUCAGAUUAACACCACAGGAGAGAGACAUGACUAUUGUGGAUCCUCUGGGGAGCCUCAACAACAUCCUGAUGCUGACGAGUCAGAGAAGAGUCUCUCCAGAUCAGAACACCAGAUGGACAACGCUAGCCCUUCCUCCCUCCUGGAGUCCCCGUGUCAUGCCUCUCCCGGUAGCACCUUACUGCUUGGUAUGAAGAGGUUGUCUGUGCUGCUGGUGGACUGCAGGAAAACAACAGGGCUGAGUGGAACUGUGAGAGGAGGAGAAGAGAAGAAAGGAUCAGAUUUGACUCAUCAAAGUAA